GGUACCCAAACCCAUCGCCAACACAGACAUUUUGGGAGGUGUCGGAACAGGAGGACUCCCGGUACCGCGUUAUCCUUCUACAGGUUUCCGCGUGAUCCGGAAAGGAAGCAGCGCUGGAUUGCUGCUGUGAAUCGUAAGGGCUGGAUGCCAAACGAGGGCAGCAGACUCUGCAGUAACCACUUCAUUUCAGGUAAACAAGUGAAGAACCCUAGAUCUCCAGACUACGUCCCUUCGGUGUUCACGUCUGCGAUACUACCUUCAGAUAUUAAAGCUGCACAUGCAUUUGAGCCAUAUGACAAACAAGAAGCACAAGUUGAGGCUGCAAACGCUUUACUUUUUCUCCAAGGUCAGGGACGUUUUAACGAAGGCCGUGUAAACGACCGAUGUCCUUGCGAGCCUGAAAGCGCAUCCUCUUGUGUGAACAGUGAUGAUGAAAGAAAAGACGAGGAAGGGAUGGAAGAAAGCGAAAAUGAGAGCGAAGACGGAGAGCCCUCCGGAAACCGCUUCGCAAAGUCCAUCGUUUACGAGGCCAAAGUAAAUGCGCUGAAGAAAGAAAAUAUGAAACUGAAAGAGUCCUUAGAGAAGAUGUCUCUAACUGAAGCUUCAUUCAAGAAUGAUCCAGAAAAGGUUCAAUUCUACACAGGAUUGCCAAAUUAUUUUGUCUUUGAGACAGUAAUGUGGCUUCUUGUGCCGCAUAUGAAAGGGGACAAAAAUGCAAAGCUUUCAAAGUUCCAGCAGUUACUUUUGACUUUAAUGAGACUCAGGCUUGAUCUUAGGAAUCAGGACCUGGCUUAUCGUUUCGGAGUUAAAGUUUCCACAGUAACCAGGACUGUUCAUCGAAUCAUUAACCUAAUGUUUACCAUGCUGGUACCCACUGCUGUAUUCUGGCCGUCCAGAGUGGAGCUCCGGAAAAACUUGCCCGAAGCUGUGAAGUGUACGCAUCCAGACUGUGCUGUGAUCAUAGACUGCUUUUCAGUAUCCCUCGAAAAAGCAGUUAGUAUAGAUACACAUCGUCACACUUUCAGAGCAACAAGAGAGAUGACCACUCAUUCAUCACAGUCUGCGUUUGUCAGUGAACUCAAAUACGUGAUUGGUGUUGCCCCCCAGGGGGCGGUCAUGUUUGUCUCCAGAGGAGCACCAGGCAACAUUAGCGAUAAGACUCUAGUUGAGAGUUGUGGUCUCCUUCAUAAGCUUCUGCCUGGAGAUGUGGUUCUGGCAGAACGUGAUUUUGGCAUUAAGGACCUGGUGGGUGCUCACAGAGCUGAGCUCAUGGUCACUAACAGUGAACCUCAUGAGAUUGACCAGAAUAACAAGGACACAACAGAUGAGGCUUCACUGGCUGCUACAGAAAGACUUCAUGUGAAUAAGCAUGUGGAGCGGGUAAUACAAAUGGCCAAAAAGAGAUAUUCUAUGCUGACUGGACCAGUAGAGAGUGCUUUCACAGUCAUAGAUCGAAGCACCAAUGUGACCACUUUUGACAAGAUGGUACAGGUUGCAUGUGCCUUAAAUAACCUGUGUAUUUCUGCUGUUCCACUUGACUGACAUGCAUCCUAGAAUAUGAAAAACAUCAGGAGGAUACAUAACACUACUCAAGGGAUCACAAUUAACAGGCUUUUAUGCUUAUGGAAACACAGAUAAUGUAACCAUUUCAAGUAUUUCUGUUCAUAAUGAGCCUCUGGUUUUAUCAUGUGACACGAUAUGGAAAGGUGAUGGCUGCACAUUGCAUGAAAAGCCUAACUUGUCAUCUAUCUACACCACUACCUAAAUAUGAACCUUUAGCAGCUGGCACAUGGAAAACCGUGAAAAUAUGUAUUCUCUAAAUAGAAUAUGUCCUGUAGUUUCUGCCAACAAAAUGCACCUAAGAUUAAAUCCAGCCACUGAA
Messenger RNA from Tachysurus vachellii, 1882 nucleotides. RefSeq lists its product as uncharacterized. Lineage: Eukaryota; Metazoa; Chordata; Actinopteri; Siluriformes; Bagridae. The record is from RefSeq and is a predicted model, not a curated record. The transcript has 3 exons. Bases 145 to 1542 code for a protein of 465 amino acids.